GCCCGCUCUUGCGUUCAUCAACCUACAACAUGUCGAGCGGAUAUGAAUGGGCCAACUCGGCGGAAGCCUUCCUUGCCGCGACGAGCGGCCGCCGCGGUUACUCUGCCAUGAGCUUUUACCCGCCGAUGCAGCAGCAGCAGCCGAUCCAGUGCAUGCCGCAGGCGAUGACGCCGACCUCGAUCGACUCGUACGACAUGGAGAUCGUCGUCGCGGACGCCAAUGGCCCCAUGGUGCAGCUCGUGGCCAAGCGCAAGCUCGGCGACGACAACGAGGACAUGCUCUUCAAGCGCCAGCGCCUCCAGUGGUAGACGAGCCGCCGCAUCCCGCUUGCCCUCGGUGCGCAUCCAGGAUCCAUCGGUCAUGCUCCUCGACACUCUUGCGAUACGAACUAUUUAUGCAUAACAUGUACUCUAAAGGAAGCACGCUUUGGAUCUUCAC
This is a messenger RNA of Saprolegnia parasitica CBS 223.65, 438 nucleotides long. RefSeq lists its product as hypothetical. The coding region runs from base 30 to 308 and encodes 92 amino acids. The transcript has a single exon. NCBI's taxonomy places the organism in Eukaryota, Oomycota, Saprolegniomycetes, Saprolegniales, Saprolegniaceae. The record is from RefSeq and is a predicted model, not a curated record.